Messenger RNA from Brettanomyces nanus, 5073 nucleotides. RefSeq lists its product as uncharacterized. Gene Ontology annotation, biological process: protein K11-linked ubiquitination; anaphase-promoting complex-dependent catabolic process; metaphase/anaphase transition of mitotic cell cycle. The record is from RefSeq and is a predicted model, not a curated record. Gene Ontology annotation, molecular function: molecular adaptor activity. Gene Ontology annotation, cellular component: anaphase-promoting complex. Bases 1 to 5073 code for a protein of 1690 amino acids. NCBI's taxonomy places the organism in Eukaryota, Fungi, Ascomycota, Pichiomycetes, Pichiales, Pichiaceae. The transcript has a single exon.
AUGUCCGCUCGAGUUGUCUGCUAUGAUAUGCAUCUUGAUCUGGGAUCAAUUUCCUCUCGGGUUAUCGAUGAGAUGUUUCUGGGCAGAAAUUACAAAGUUAUAGUAACUGGACCGAACGAGCUACUUCUUGUUCAAGGUCCCUGCGUUAUCUGUACCCAUGGAACUAUUAUCACGAGGCGUCUCAAUUUUGAAACUGAUGUGGUUGAUUGCUUUUAUACUACUUUUAACUCAGUACAAAAAGGAAAUAUGAUGCAAUCGAAGACAGCUGAUUUCAACGAGCAUUUGGAAAAGGCGCUUGUUGUUGUGUUCAAGGAUCAGAUAAGAGUGUAUAGUAAAAAGGGGAGCUCAAAAGUGGUUAGUCUACCAUUCCAUAUCAAGCGGGCGUUUGCGUACCAGAAUGGUAUCGUUAUAAACAAGGUGCCUGAGCCGGCAGGCACUGCUCAAUUAUCAACUCCAACAUCUUCAUCAACUUUCUUUUCUCCAGAGAUCAAUUUUCUUACAAUGCUUGAUCCAUUGGAUGAUCCGGGAAUGAUUGCAUCUUCUUCAAUUACUUCAUUCUCAUCCAAAGAAGAACUCAUUAGCUUUCCUGCAAAAUCAUCGUAUUGCCUUGCCACUCUGUUUAAUUCUCUUGAACACACAGUCAACGUAUACCAUGUGAGGUAUUUGUCUACUUCUCGUGGAUCCAGGAAAAAACCGGCUUCUUAUCCGGGAAUUAGAAAGUCCAGUACGAGAACCAUAUCUUCUGCAAGUGUAGGUGGCGGAAAUGCCGGGAAAGCAUUGACUCCUAGCACCAAUAGGACUGCCGACGAUGAAUCAAAGCAAUUUAGAUCUGCCUCCACUAUGUCCUAUGACAGAAUGGCUUCUGGAAGUGAAUUUGUAUUUGAUGCCAAUACAAGCCAACAUGGUGUGAGCCCACUUGAUAUUCAGCGCCUACACAAGGAUAUCAUUUUUACAAGACUGAAUGCAUUCUCCUUCAAAGCAGAUAAGUUUCACCUGAAGAUAUUCAACGUUUCAUAUCAGAACGAGGAAAUCCUUGUCGUAUGUAACACAGUAGCUAAAUCGGUGGAAUUUCUUACGUAUUCCAAUCCAGGAAAUGUGGUUAGCUUGCCUACUUACAAAUCAACAUACUCGAUGGAUGGCUGGGAUGCCGUCUUAUUUGGUGAAACUUCCGGACACGCAGGUUAUGUGGUACUACUAAGAAACCCUUCUGAAAUUGUUCUUUUCAAUCCCUUCAUGAAGAGUAUGUCACCAACAAUAAAUUUGUCUUCUCGUUUUCCCCCUAUAUGCUCUUUAGACGGCUGCUAUGAUUCCACAAUACUGAUUUAUUGUGAAGAUGGGAAGCACUAUAAAGUUGAUCUCAAUGUGAAACCAUUGCAUAAAUUGGUAUGUACACUUCUGGAAGCUAUUAAGUACAUCGCCAAUUCUUCCAUCUAUGAGAGCUUCUGGCUACAGUGGUGUGGCAAUAAAUUUCUUGAUAUCCCUUGUUCGGAUGAUUGGAAGGUAUUUGUAGUGACAUUACUUUCCUCAACGUCACUCCCAGAAAUGAUUGAAAAAUCAGAUUCUACUAUCAAUAGAAACGAGAUUACUAAGCUUCUCCCUUAUUCACUUAUAGCUCGCACAGGAAACUCAAUAACGGCUUUUGAUUCUUUAAAGGGAAUGCCUGGAAAUUACCUUUUAGACAGUUUACUUCCUGUGAUAGUUCUUUCCAUCCAUCUGAUUAGAGAGGAUUUAAGACUAAACACUUUGACUGUAGAUUCGAACAGUAAAUUGGCCGUUUUCCUUGCCCAGCUUGCUAGUUGGAUGGGUUGGUCUGAAAAAUGGUGCAGAAAUUACAUGGUUGAUCCGAGAUUUAUCGAUCGACAGACAAGAAUACAAAUGGCUCAACCAAUAGCUGUACCACCCAAUUUGUUUCAAUCUCUCAGCAGUCUAUUCACCAGCACAAUUGUUCCAUACGUGACCUUUUCCCAGUUGGUUGAAGAGGAUGAGAGCAUCGAUGAACUUAUUAUUCCGAGGACCUUCUAUAUCCUACGUCUUUUUGAAGUUCUUAUCUCUCCACAGUUUAGAACCGAAGAUUUGAUAAGAAUGAUGACUGAUUACGAUAUUACGCGGAUGACUCUUGAGACAUAUCCAGCCGGCAUCUAUGCGAUCUUGAAGAACAAAAUUGCAGUUUACCAAAAGGGUAUUAAAUACCAGUGGAAUCUCGACUCCGAUGAACUACGUUUGAUUGAUAGAAAGGAUCUAUUUCAAUUCGAAGACCCAGAUUUUUCGAAAAACCUUCUCUCUGCGCAGAUAUCCGCUAGAAACUCGAAAAAUAGUGGUGCCAAAGAGAUGCCACAGAUCUUGAAAUACGUCAACGACAACGAAGUUCUUUCAGCUUGGGAUGGACAGGCCGAGGCAGACAAAUUCCAUGUCACUCGGUUGAUUUUUUCUGAGGAUCGUCGGUUUUAUGAGGUGACGCGGCUCCUUCAGACAUCAAGAGUGCAAACAGCUGUUUUGAAAUUUGCAUCCUCAGUGGCCGAGAACGACAGAUUGACAAAGCAACGUGCACUUGGUGCUAAAAUUGCACUAAGAACAUUGAGCAUGCCAAUUGGAAGAGGCGCUGUUUUCUUUUCAAGUAGGAAGCCUCUAAUGACGGAGAAAUUUCCAAUUCCUAAGAUGAACUUUAAUGCCCUUAUUCUUCCAGAUAUGAUUAGCGUCAGUUUGGAAAAGGAUUCCGUCGAUUCCUAUUUAUACGACUGGGGCUACUUUCACAAUGGUGUUAGCGCGGGCUUAAUGUGCUCUAGAGAUUUUAAGGAUAUUAGUGGUAGCUGGAUUGUGUUUAACAGACCCCAGACCCUAAAUGCACAACAUGCCGGAUUUCUUUUGGGAUUGGGCUUGAAUGGCCACUUGAAAAAGUUGGAAGAAUGGCAUAUUUAUAAUUAUCUUGGACCAAAGCACAGCUAUACAAGCAUCGGACUCCUACUAGGAAUGGCCGCCAGUUUGAGGGGCACCAUGGAUAUUAAGAUGACUAAAGUGCUCUCUGUGCAUGUGGUCGCGCUCUUGCCACCUGGAUCUACAGAUUUGAACGUUCAGCUACCCGUCCAGACUGCCGGUAUUAUAGGCAUAGGCUUGCUUUACUUGGGUUCCCAACAUCGAAGAAUGACUGAGAUGCUCCUUUCUCAGAUAUCGUCUGUCUUGAACAUUACCGAUAAAAAACGUGUGAAUGAAGGGUACAGAUUGGCUUCGGGAGUAUCCCUUGGCUAUAUAAACUUGGGUGCAGGUGAGUACUUGAAGGAUAAUACUGAUACGCACGUUAUUGAUCAGCUAUUUUCGUUGGCUACUCUAAUUAGAGAUAUUGAAACGGUAGAGGAGUUGGAUAAAUCAUGCGGUGGUGCUAUUAUGGCUCUAAUGUUCAUGUUUCUGAGAACAAAUAAUUUAGAGGCCGCUGAAAAGUUACGUAUUCCUUCAACAAGGCAGUUACUUGAUUAUGUUAGACCGGACUUCUUAAUGUUGAGAUGUCUUGCUUACAAUAUGAUAAUGUGGGAUCUUGUUGAUGUCACUCCGAGCUGGGUUGAGAGACAAAUCCCAUUUUGUGUUGGUGACAGCUAUAGUCUGCAGACUAUCAGUCAAUUGGAUAGUGAUUUUCUUCCUUAUCUGAAUAUUCUUGGGGGUCUAUUAUUGUCGAUAUCUGUUAGAUUUGCCUCUUCCGGUAAUUUGAUUGCAAAGGACACUCUAUUAAGGUAUUUUGAUCAAUUGAUGGUGAUCUGUUCUAAGGAUCCUAGCAACUAUGACGAAAGAAAUGCUUUGGUUGGUGCAAGAAAUAUCAGAGAUGUGAUUAUUCUUGGUCUUUCCAUUAUCAUGUCCGGAACAGGCGAUCUUGAGAUUAUGAGAAGAUUGCGAUAUAUGCAAGGAAUCACGGAUAGAUAUACUAACUAUGGAAACUACAUGGCUGUGAACACAGCCCUUGGCUUUCUCUUCUUAGGAGGAGGCCAACAUGCUUUCAAGACCGAUGACAACUUUUCUAUCGCAGCCCUUUGCACCUCAAUCUAUCCAGUUUACGCGACAAACAAUUAUGAGUGUAUGUCUGAAUGCGAUGAAGUACUCCUACAAGCGCUCCGUCACUUUUGGGCAUUAGCCGUGGAGAACAGAUGCCUUGUGGUGAGAGAUAUUGCCGACAAACAACCAAUCAAGGUGGAUGUUGAAGUUGAGCGCAAUGAUACCUCAAAGCUUUAUCUAGACUCUCCUUGUUUGUUACCAGAAUUAAGCUCGAUACAUAAAAUCACGGCAUGCAAUGCUGUCGGUGAUGGUAUCAAUAAUAGCGGAAUGUACGAGCACAAAAAGUUCUUCACAGCACAGUUUGAUUUUCAGAAGGCAGAUAAGAAGCAAUGCGAGAACUUUCUGAAAGAUUUGACUUUGUUUGCUUACGAAAGACCUCAGUACCAAAACUUGAGACUUGAUUUUGAUUCAAUGAUAACGCUCGAGGAGUCUAAAGAAACCGACAUGGAAAAGCAAGAAACUCCGGCUUCAGCUGAAUCUUUAGACUGUUUCAAAACCUUGUCGAUAUUUCAUGGACUAAAUGAUUACGAGAAGAACCUUUACUUCCAGAAUAUUGAAGAUGAGAAGACGUUGACAGAAUCUUCUGUCAUCGAUUUGAAACUUGAGGUUGAGAAAAUGCUUGAUUCGGACUCUGUGGAUAAAUUCUGGAACUUAAAGUUACUAUUCAAUUACGUGGAUGUAGUGCCGUCCAAAGGGAGAAAGGAACGAAUACAGGCAAGAAGUAGGAGAUUGAGUAGUGCCAAAUUGGCCGAGAAGAGAUUUGUACAGACAGUAAAUAACAAGAGGAAGACAAUACUGGAUGUUAACAUGGAUGAUGACGUCGAACAUGGGAGCGACGAGGUGGAUGAUGCAGACGAGGAGUUGGGUUAUGAUGAUACUUUUGAAGGGCAUAUAUACUCCAAAAGAACUUUGCAUGCGGCGAGGAAUAAUAAGGGUCAGGAUAGCAGUUUGAAUGAUGAUAUGAGUUAUCUGAAUGUGAAAUUCAUUGAAAGACUCCGCAAUGAACUUUUCCGCAAGAUCAAAAUGGGGGAGUACUAA